GGUUCCUGUGAGGAGGAAACCAGGUGAUACCCCAACAGUUUGUGAAGUUAAAAAUGGCACCACAGCAUGGUCACAUGUUCCUGGUGAUAAUGAUGACGAUGGCGGCCCACCUUCCACUGCCAUGCGUCUCUACGUGUACGCUCUGCACGGCUGUCUCUGUGAGGUGGUUUUCACUGCUCUAUUGGACAGUCUCAAAUCGGGGGACGUGAGGCUGGGGGGCCACAGCAGCCUCUGGGCGCUGCCCAUGUAUGCCUCUGCCAUCUUUGUGAUUGAGCGUCUUAGGCUCCGCCUCCUGGAGCGAUCGCUGAGCGUCCGUCUCACCGCCUACACCCUGUUCAUCUAUUUGUGGGAGUUCAGCUGGGGCACUGGUCUCAGCCUGCUGGGGGCGUGUCCCUGGGAUUACUCAGGUUAUACGUAUAACCUGCGAGGACUGGUGACUCUGGAGUACGCCGUGUUCUGGGCAGUGGCGGCAUUUAUCGCAGAGAGUCAUGUGAUCAGGAACACACUGAGGAUGAGACUGAAAAACUGA
This is a messenger RNA of Cheilinus undulatus (humphead wrasse), 529 nucleotides long. Its product is annotated as transmembrane protein 229B-like. The transcript is spliced from 2 exons. The record is from RefSeq and is a predicted model, not a curated record. NCBI's taxonomy places the organism in Eukaryota, Metazoa, Chordata, Actinopteri, Labriformes, Labridae. Bases 122 to 529 code for a protein of 135 amino acids.